AUGGGAAAACUAAAUUUAUUGUUCGGUAAAAAAAAACGUUCUAAUGAUAACGAAAACCCUGUCACUCCAAUACCAUCGACUCUAACGAAAAAUGGGACUCCAAAACUAUCUUUGGAAUAUCCUAAAUCGGAUUUUAUUAUUCCGGUACCAAAAGCGAUUUCUCCUCUACCUUCGGUGCAAACUCAAAAAGAACAAAAAACUGACGUUCUUUUAAAUGAAAUAUUAAGCGAGUUGAGCUUAGUGGGAACGAAAUGGAGUAAUCCACAUAA
Dentiscutata heterogama is the source of this 269-nucleotide messenger RNA. Lineage: Eukaryota; Fungi; Glomeromycota; Glomeromycetes; Diversisporales; Gigasporaceae. The record is from the annotation of a GenBank genome assembly.